GCUCCUUGGCGCGGUACCCUUGCCUUUAGUGGUGCUAGGUUUUGAUGACUCAGGUGUCGUAAGAGAGUAGGGGGUUGGGAAAAGGGGUUCUGUUAGUGAGAUACACAGUUUGUGAGUUUUUUCGAGGUUGUAUUGUUUUACUCUCUUACAUUUUUCCGUGGGGGUGAGAACCGUGGAGGUUUUAGAAUUUUGUGGUGUCGCAACUAAUCCCUACCCGAGGACAGAAGCUUAGUGGAAUUGUUUGACUGCAGACGUUAAUUGUCAGCCUGCAUUCUUUCUAUUACUGUUAGACGAUGGAAGUACCUAGGUGCUCAUGGCACUUCCGAAUUUGUGAAGAAAUUGAGGAGCAAUUUCUUUGAUUUAGAUCACCACAUACAGACUCUUUGAACGCGUUACAGUUUCUUAUUCUUGUGCAUCCUAGCACGUUCUACACUUGCAGGAGGUCACAUGAGAGAUUGCACGUGGAUCACACUGCACAGUUUCAAGAUUCGGGCGAAGCCAUUUUCUUGACGACCAGCUUGUGCAAGGGAGAAAUAAACGUAGUACAAGCUCUGUUCCUGGAACCUCCUUGAGUUCAGUUUCCGCGAGUAUGAGUGUGCAGUAUCGACCGGAGCUGGGUACUAUGGUUCUAACACCUGGAUAUCCACCAGGCAAAGAAAGAGAGUAUUUGUCAGACACUGCUAAUAGUCAACAGACACCCAGCUAUUAUGGUGCGCAGAAGUCUUAUGCGGAUGGUCAAAGGCAGAGUGCAUAUGGUAUGAAAAACAAAAGUCACAGUUCGCCUGUAUCUCCCCUAUCUCCGCAAGAUUCAUCUCAGGCCGCUUCGGAUAAUGGACAAAGGAUGUCUGCAGGCUGGAGCUCUGCAUCUUAUCAGAGCGAAUCCUCCUCUCAUAGUGAUGGUUCUUUAGAGGGUCCUGGAAAACUGGAAGAGGCAGACUAUUAUGGACGCCAACAUCGUCAUGGUGAGCAGUUAACUGGGUCAGUAGCAUAUCAUAAUACGCCGUCUUCUGUUUUGAGACCCAUGGGAUAUCCAGCUGAAACUGCUCAGGCUUAUCAAAUGCCUAACUAUCAGCAGGCCGUACGAUAUAUACCAGAGGAGCAAUAUGCCCAGUCUCAGAGCAAUUAUGCGCAGAGGAACCCAGAAAUGGCACAUAUGCUGCAAGUUCUGGAGAGCGCGCUUUUGGAUGACGACGAUGGUGCAGAUUUGCCAGGAUCUCUUGGGAAUGGACAUGAUCCUGCAUCAGAAGGGAACUGGGCAGACACGAUUGAGGAGUUUAUGGCUGCCGAUGCCUCGCCAGCUGAUUCAUCCACUGUAACGUCAGCUACCACUCCACCUGAAUAUGGGAAGCAGUGUCGCAACGGGAGUACAAACAACUAUACUGGAGCCGUCACUGCUAGAGUGGAAGAACCACCUCCUCAAAAAUUGGUUGUGGGAACAAGGAGUAGAUCAGAACAGCUGCUUGUAGCUUGCGCUGAAGCUCUCUCAAAUAAUGAUAUGCCGUUAGCGAACGUACUAAUCGCUCAACUCAAUCAAGUGGUUUCCAUAUAUGGUGAUCCAAUGCAGCGUUUGGCUGCUUAUAUGGUCGAGGGUCUUGUGGCUCGGGUCGCUGCCUCAGGAAAAGGCAUUUAUAGAUCACUGAAGUGUAAAGAUCCUCCGACCAGAGACCUACUUUCAGCAAUGCAGAUUCUGUACGAAGUCUGUCCAUACUUUAAAUUUGGGUACAUGGCAGCUAAUGGAUCCAUCGCUGAAGCUUUUCAAAAUGAAUCUCGGGUUCAUAUCAUCGACUUUCAAAUAGCUCAAGGCACACAAUGGACAACUCUUAUUCAAGCCUUGGCUGCUCGACCAGGGGGUCCACCUCACUUGCGAAUCACUGGUAUCGAUGAUCCUAUGCCUGGACCGAAUUCGAAUGCAGGUGUUGAGAUGGUUGGGAAGCGGCUUGCUAAACUAGCGGAAGCUGUUGGAGUUCCCUUCGACUUCCAUCCUGUAGCGAAGAAAGGGCCAGAGGUAGAAGCAUGGAUGCUGGAGCGGCAGCCGGGGGAAGCUCUUGCAGUCAAUUUCGCCCUACAUCUCCACCAUAUGCCUGACGAGAGUGUCUGCACAAGCAAUCCUCGGGAUCGUAUACUGCAUAUGGUCAAAGCCCUCAACCCCAAAGUUGUGACCCUUGUCGAGCAGGAGUCUAAUACUAACACUGCUCCAUUCUUUCCACGCUUUUUGGAAGCUAUGAAUUACUACGCUGCAAUAUUUGAGUCUCUGGACAUUACCUUGGCCCGUGAGAGCAAGGAGCGUGUGAAUGUUGAGCAACAAUGUUUAGCUCGCGAUAUCGUCAACAUCAUUGCUUGUGAAGGUAUUGAUAGAGUUGAAAGGCAUGAGAUGAUGGGGAAAUGGCGCGCGCGCCUGACUAUGGCUGGUUUUCGUCCGUAUCCUUUAAGCCAAACAGUGAACAACACAAUAAAGACAUUGCUGGAGUCAUAUAGUGAUAAGUAUAGACUUAAAGACGAGGGCGGAGCACUUUAUCUGGGCUGGAAGAAUCGGUCCCUCAUUGUUUCCUCUGCAUGGCAGUAGAUCUCGUCUGUUCUCACUGUAUAUAUUCUUAUAGUGUGGUUCAGCCUCGAGUUAUCUGAGGACCUGUCUCAUUUGGUAAGGCUAAAUUUCGCUAGAAUCCUAUGAACUUGAGUAAAUAUCUGCUUUUGAAUAUCAGCAUUGUGCAUUAUGAAUUGACUGUUGGCUGCA
Messenger RNA from Physcomitrium patens, 2731 nucleotides. The record is from RefSeq and is a predicted model, not a curated record. NCBI's taxonomy places the organism in Eukaryota, Viridiplantae, Streptophyta, Bryopsida, Funariales, Funariaceae.